This is a messenger RNA of Plasmodium coatneyi, 1041 nucleotides long. RefSeq lists its product as uncharacterized. NCBI's taxonomy places the organism in Eukaryota, Apicomplexa, Aconoidasida, Haemosporida, Plasmodiidae. The coding region runs from base 1 to 1041 and encodes 346 amino acids. The record is from RefSeq and is a predicted model, not a curated record. The transcript has a single exon.
AUGAGCAAAUCUGUCAGAAGGGGAGAAAUAUACUUUAGCGGCGUUUUUAAAUAUUAUAAAAAGAAAAGCUCGCCAGUGCGUGACGAUGCUGGUUAUGAGGACUUUUCAAUAGAGAGGGGAUACUUGCGCCCAAUAAGGGUGAAAAAUACUACGCAUAGAAUAGGAAGGAAGCGGGAAAAGGUUAAUCACGCGGAGGGGGACUUCGACUGGGAAGAGGAUGUUGGCCCGGAGAUAGACAAGAUGGGCGAAGCGGGCGAAACUGAGGAAGAGCGAGAAGACGAACAGGAAGAACAGAGGGCGCACAAACCAGAACGAAUGCAACAAAGAGACGAAAAAUCGAGAGAGAAGCCUCGAGAACGAUCAAAGGAGCAGAGUAGAGGCCCCCCCAAAAUCACCGUUAUAACAAGCGACGCAGUGGAGGCACCCGCGAGGAUUUUCCCCGAUGGAAUAUUAAAAAAACGGUACCUCCCAAAACCUAGAAAUGUGUAUAAUUCCCAUGUGGAAGGUGUAGGUCUGUAUGUCACUCCCGAAUUCAACAAGGCGGCUGCUUCACUAAAUUACAAAACUGGUGGCAGUGGACGUGAGCAUUCUAACACGUUGAAUAAAAAAGGAAAAGGAAAAAAGCCAGCAAAAUUGAAAAAUUCUUCUCCAAAAAAGAAGUGCACUUUUAAAAAAAGUAUUCUACUUAGGAAAAAAAAAACAAUGUUAAAUGGGGCUUAUAACAAUCCGAUAUAUUUCGACAUGUGCCACAGCUGCGAUGCUGCACAACCACGCGGCAAUCGGUCUUACAUAAAAAAAAGUAAAAAGAAAAUAAACGGAGAGAAUUGUAAAUACAAGUACGAGCUUCCCACUAUCGCUUCCUUGGGAAAGGCCAAAAAAUUAAAUUAUUUAAACUUUACAAUUAACGAAGAUGAAAUGACCAAGCAGGAAAGGAUGUUUCUCGAUAAUUUAUCAAACGUGUGUUUUGGCGGUAACCCUCUGCACACCGCUGCCCAGCCACGCAAAAAGUUGAGGCGUAAAAAGGGAAAACCUUACCUAUAA